This is a messenger RNA of Closterium sp. Yama58-4, 1107 nucleotides long. NCBI's taxonomy places the organism in Eukaryota, Viridiplantae, Streptophyta, Zygnematophyceae, Desmidiales, Closteriaceae. The record is from the annotation of a GenBank genome assembly.
AUGGCAGGCAUUGGCGAGGAGGGAUGGAUGGCAGGCAUUGGCGAGGAGGGAUGGAUGGCAGGCAUUGGCGAGGAGGGAUGGAUGGCAGGCAUUGGCGAGGAGGGAUGGAUGGCAGGCAUCGGCGAGGAGGGAUGGAUGGCAGGCAUUGGCGAGGAGGGAUGGAUGGCAGGCAUUGGCGAGGAGGGAUGGAUGGCAGGCAUUGGCGAGGAGGGAUGGAUGGCAGGCAUUGGCGAGGAGGGAUGGAUGGCAGGCAUUGGCGAGGAGGGAUGGAUGGCAGGCAUUGGCGAGGAGGGAUGGAUGGCAGGCAUUGGCGAGGAGGGAUGGAUGGCAGGCAUUGGCGAGGAGGGAUGGAUGGCAGGCAUUGGCGAGGAGGGAUGGAUGGCAGGCAUUGGCGAGGAGGGAUGGAUGGCAGGCAUUGGCGAGGAGGGAUGGAUGGCAGGCAUUGGCGAGGAGGGAUGGAUGGCAGGCAUUGGCGAGGAGGGAUGGAUGGCAGGCAUUGGCGAGGAGGGAUGGAUGGCAGGCAUUGGCGAGGAGGGAUGGAUGGCAGGCAUUGGCGAGGAGGGAUGGAUGGCAGGCAUUGGCGAGGAGGGAUGGAUGGCAGGCAUUGGCGAGGAGGGAUGGAUGGCAGGCAUUGGCGAGGAGGGAUGGAUGGCAGGCAUUGGCGAGGAGGGAUGGAUGGCAGGCAUUGGCGAGGAGGGAUGGAUGGCAGGCAUUGGCGAGGAGGGAUGGAUGGCAGGCAUUGGCGAGGAGGGAUGGAUGGCAGGCAUUGGCGAGGAGGGAUGGAUGGCAGGCAUUGGCGAGGAGGGAUGGAUGGCAGGCAUUGGCGAGGAGGGAUGGAUGGCAGGCAUUGGCGAGGAGGGAUGGAUGGCAGGCAUUGGCGAGGAGGGAUGGAUGGCAGGCAUUGGCGAGGAGGGAUGGAUGGCAGGCAUUGGCGAGGAGGGAUGGAUGGCAGGCAUUGGCGAGGAGGGAUGGAUGGCAGGCAUUGGCGAGGAGGGAUGGAUGGCAGGCAUUGGCGAGGAGGGAUGGAUGGCAGGCAUUGGCGAGGAGGGAUGGAUGGCAGGCAUUGGCGAGGAGGGAUGGAUGGCAGGCAUUGGCGAGGAGGGAUGA